AUGUCAUACUACCUAACUCUAAUAGGAACCAGAGACAACCCGCUCUAUGAGACCGAAAUAACUCCCAAACUCGCCUCCUCUUUUUCCUCCUCCGGCACAUCUCCAUCUUAUCCCACCAACUCCAACUCGACUCCUUCUUCGGCGGAAAGUGGAGGAGGUGGAUCGAGUAUGUUUGGUGGCCUCCUCGCGAGAAUUCCCACUACUACACUCACAAGCAAUAGUGCGGGAAGUACAGCAGGGGCGAGUGGAGCAGCAUCAGGCGGAGUAGGAGGGUCGGGGGGAUCGAGAAAGAAGAGAUACGAAUUGCAAAUGAUAGCGCACUCCGCACUAGACACUAUUGAGGAUGCGUUGAUUACUAGUCCUUAUCUGUAUCUGAAAAGUAUAGACAGGAUCCAAGAAUAUACAACAAGUUGUUUUGUUGUUCCUGGAAAUAUCAAAAUGGUCCUCCUCCACGAGCAUAAACUGGAAGAGGGAAUCAAGAGUUUUUUUCUCGAUGUUUGGGAGAGUUAUCUUAAAGUGAUGAUGAAUCCAUUUCAAGAUGCCAAUUCACCAAUAGAGAAUGCAUCUUUCGAUGCGAAAGUUAGAGCUGCCGCGAAGAAGUUCCUCUAA
Ustilago hordei is the source of this 609-nucleotide messenger RNA. RefSeq lists its product as uncharacterized. NCBI's taxonomy places the organism in Eukaryota, Fungi, Basidiomycota, Ustilaginomycetes, Ustilaginales, Ustilaginaceae. Gene Ontology annotation, biological process: endoplasmic reticulum to Golgi vesicle-mediated transport. The coding region runs from base 1 to 609 and encodes 202 amino acids. The transcript is spliced from 4 exons. Gene Ontology annotation, cellular component: TRAPP complex; nucleus; cytoplasm. The record is from RefSeq and is a predicted model, not a curated record.